UGAAUGGACAGCCACGCUACCUACUGUUCACGCCUCCCUCUCUCAUCUCCCUCACUACUGCUUCACCAACGACCCGCUGCAGCUUUAUUGUGGAGUGAUUAACCCGGGCCGAUCGGUGCACCACGCAACUUAAAGGAUCCAUCCGAAGUAAAUCACUGCUCACACCACGGCCCAAGCUUGCCUACCAACCGGGUCCUUAAAUAUCACCACACUACCUGAUUGGGACAUUGUGUCCUUUUUAGCGCAAUGACAGCCAAGCACCGGAAAGCGAAAAACAACCACAAACAUGAAGAUAACAUAUUCAAAAAUGAAGUUAUGGAGACAGAAGUUCGCCCUGGAGGGAAUAACUACACACUUCUAUUGGUUUUAUUUCUGAUUUUUGUGAUUGGAGGUGCCACCGGAGUGUGGUUCUGUUUCCAGCAGCACCAAACUUUAACCUACUUAACAGACAAUCUCAUGGGCAUACAGAUGAAGAUAGUGAAACUACAAUCCUCCCACGAAGAAAUGCGACAAUCUGGCAACAAGCAGCACAUUUCGGACAACGUGGAGGCCCGACUUAAUGCCCUUGAGGAGUCCUAUUCACUGGCCCAGAAGCAGGUGGGUAUGGCUUUAGCUACAGCCGAACAGCUCAAGACAUCAGACCUCCCCGCUCAGGUGCUGUCACUCCACACAGAGAUGAAAACCCGCCUGGCAGAGAUGCAACAAGCCACAGUGUCUCUGGAGCAACUGAGCCAGCUGCAGACCAUGUUGAAAGGAAAGAGUGAGGAGUUUGAAGAUGUUAAAAUGAAGGUGGAGGUUUUAGCCACACUGACUGGUGAGCUAGCCCAGAAGGUCGACAUCUUGACAGGCGGCCUGGAAGAAGCGGAAUCUAAGCUGGAGGAGAAAGUUGGAGAGAUUGCCACACUGAGUGCCACCCUGGAUAGACAGGCUGCUGUGAUGCUCAGACUGAAGGACCAGCUAGACGCCUACCAGACUCAAGUGAAGGCUAGCGUGGUCGAAAUGACUACUGUCAGAGAGUUGUUUGAGCAUGAACAGUCGCAGCGGCUUCAUCAGGCCGGAGUACAGGAGCUUAAUGUGUCUGUGGCAGAAACUAAACCUGACACCAAGCCUCUGGAAAAGACAGAGGGAGAAACAGUUCCUACAACAGAAGAAGAGGCAGAAACCAAAGAGGAAGAGGAAGCUGCAGGAAGUGAAGAAAAAGAAGAAGAAACACCUGUAGAAACUGAAAAAAGAGUAAAAACUGUAGAAACUGAAGAAGAAGCCUUGGGCAGUGAAGAAAAAGUAGAAAAUGUAGAAACUGACAAAGAAGAAGAAGAGGAGGAGGAGGAAGAAGCCUUAGGAACUGAAAAAGUAGAAGACACAGACACUAAAGAAGAGACACCCAUAGCAGCUGGAGAGGAAGAGGAAGAGGUAGCUGCACCUGCUGAAUUAGAAGAAGAAGAGAUUCUUCCUACAGCUGAUGAAAAAGUUACAUCCACCCAAGAGGAAGAAGAGGCAGAGUCUGAUGAGCCAGAAGAACUAAAUACACAAGAUACAGCUCCUGUUGAAAAGGAGGAGUCUGCGACAGAAGAAACUGUUCCCACACAGCAGGCAGAGGCAGUAGAGGAAGAUGAUGCAAAACAAGAGAAGUCUGUUACUGUAUCAGAAGAAGAGAAGGGACACACAACACUGACAGAAGAGGAGGGACACAAUGCUGAAGAGGAGAACCGGAGCGGUGAUGAAGAGGAGGCACCUGAAAGAGAGAAAGGUGAGGAAGACUCAACAGUCCAAGAUGAGAGCCUCAAAGCAAGAGAUGAGGAUGAGACUGUGUUGGAGAAAGAGGAGUCAGAAGAUGAUGAAAGGGAGAAGUCAGAAGAACACGUACCAUCUGGAGAAGAGGAGCAGCUUUGGAAGGCAGUGCUUGAGGCAGAGCAACCAGAUGUAGAGGAAGAAGCGUCAGAAGCAGAGGACGAACAGCAGGAAGCAGCAGAUGAAGAGGAGAGCCAUGGUGCAGAGGACCCACAGGAGGCUGAUGAAGAAGAGGAGUUUUUAGAAUUUGAUGCUUUGCCAGAAGACAAAUAGUGCAUACCACCAGGAAGCAAUUUCAUUCUUUUAUGCUAUGGACCUAUCCAUCAAGAAAAACAGGAGCUUUCUCCGACUACCACCACUGUCUGCAAUAUGACAAAUACUGUUAGAAAGAGUUAUUGAUCGCUGUUGUCGAGGUGCAUUACUCAUUUGCUUUCUGAAAGGCACACCUAAUCGAAAAUUCAGUCAACAUGCAGAGAUGAAACCUGUACCUCAAAAUCUAACAUGGCUCGUUUUUGUAAGGAAAUGAGUCAUUCAGGGGUUACCUGCCAAUAACAGUCUCACAAGCCUUAACCCAUCAAAUGAUUAUGUUUUUUUUUUAAGAAAAGAAAUUCCACUUGUCAUAACAAUUUCCACUGUUUUCUACCAAGCUGUUAAUGAAAUAACAAGAAGUCGGUGCACAAGCUGUGACCUUGAAGCCAUAAGUAAUACCUGUCUUGGUGACAAAGUGUGCUGCUUUUUGUCACUGCCUGAAAUGUAUCAUGAGAAGCAACAAUUACAGUACUGUAAUUCAUUGUGUCCAUGAUGUUGUUUACACAGGAAAAAAAACUACAAGAAAAAUGGUAGAAAAUCAAUAAUAUGCAAUAACUGAAUUAAUAAGAGUGGUUUUUUUUAAGGUAUGGCAAAGUUUAUUAAACUUUUUUUUACUCUUUAAAGA
Messenger RNA from Oreochromis aureus, 2722 nucleotides. RefSeq lists its product as uncharacterized. The record is from RefSeq and is a predicted model, not a curated record. The transcript is spliced from 5 exons. The coding region runs from base 247 to 2061 and encodes 604 amino acids. Lineage: Eukaryota; Metazoa; Chordata; Actinopteri; Cichliformes; Cichlidae.